CACCAAUUAAUACUUUACCAAAUGAAGUGAGACAAACGUCUUGACUCUUGAGACAACUCAGAUAAGUGCAACCAGCGAUUUGGCAAGCUAUAAAAAGAGCCCACAAUUAUCUGGAUGGCCAUGUCUUCGUCAUAGACACAAUACACUAUAAACCCAUGUCAUUCUUUCCCUAUAAAUUCUACAUCACGGAUUUCUUUUAUUCACGGUUCUGAAUUUAAUCACAUACUUUCAUAAUCAAGACCCAAAAACCGAGAUGGGAUUUCGUUUCCAGGCCUUGAUCUCUUGCUUUCUUCAGGUUCUGCUCUUGUUGUUGUCUCUGGAGCAAGCAAGAGCUGGACAGUUCUACAAUGUGACCAGGUUAACAAGAGGUAGGAAGCAAGCGAGUGAUUGCAAUUUGUUCAAAGGCAAAUGGGUUAUUGAUCCUUCAUAUCCUCUCUAUGAUUCAAGCUGUCCAUACAUAGACCCUGAGUUUAAUUGCCAAAAGUAUGGUAGACCUGAUAAGCAGUACCUUAAGUAUGCUUGGAAACCUGAUUCCUGUGACUUGCCCAGGUUUGAUGGGAUGGAAUUUCUGAGGAGGUGGAGAGGAAAGAAGAUAAUGUUUGUGGGUGACUCACUGAGUCUGAACAUGUUUGAAUCAUUGUCAUGUAUGAUUUACGCGUCAGUGCCCAGUGCCAAAUACAACUCUGUGAUGAGUAAAGAGUCCGUGACCUUUCCGGAGUAUGGGGUUAGUUUGCUUCUACAUAGAACGCCAUACCUUGUGGAUAUAGUGAAAGAAGACGUGGGCCGCGUGCUAAGCCUGGACUCAAUCCAGGGUGGAAAUUCAUGGAAAGGGAUGGACAUGCUGAUCUUCAACUCGUGGCAUUGGUGGACCCACACAGGAGACUCUCAGCCGUGGGAUUAUAUCCGAGAUGGGAGUAAUUUGUACAAAGAUAUGGACCGUCUAACAGCAUUUAAUAAGGGGCUCAACACAUGGGCUAGCUGGGUUGAUCAAAAUGUUGAUCCCACUCAAACCAAGGUCUUCUUUCAGGGGAUUUCUCCCACCCAUUAUCAGGGCCAGGAGUGGAAUCAACCCAAAAAUACUUGUUCUGGAGAAGUUGAACCUCUAUCCGGGUCAACCUAUCCAGCAGGUCCACCGCCAGCUACUGCUGUGGUGAACAAUGUGUUAAGUAAGAUUAAGAAACCUGUUUAUUUGCUUGACAUAACAACUCUCUCACAACUGAGAAAAGAUGCGCACCCCUCAGCUUAUAGCGGUGAGCAUCCAGGCAAUGACUGUAGCCACUGGUGCCUUCCUGGAUUGCCUGAUACCUGGAACCAGCUCCUAUACACAGCUCUCAGCAUGUGAUUGCCAACAAAAAGAAAAAAAUUUAAUUUUUUUUUUUUUCCAAAUUAUUGUUUUGUAAAAUUGGUGAGGUAUUUGAACAUCUCAUUUUAGUUCAUUGGUGGAUCAUAAUAAGCAGGGCAAUGAUCAAUUGUAAAUUAAUUGAUUAUUUAAAACACAAAAAUUGUGCAAUGAUAUAGAAAAAAGAUUUGACAGAGAUGAAGAUGGCAUUGCAUGUGACUAGGAAAGCAGGAGCUCAAAGCUGAAAAGACUUAAAUUUGUUCAGUUAAAGUUAUGUUCUAUUGUUGACAAUUGACAUCUAGCGCUGUUCAUUGAGUAUUAGCUAUCCACUAUUGUAAUUGUACAAUUUAAUAAAUAUUGCAAAAGUUUAUAGAUC
Molecule: messenger RNA, 1715 nt
Organism: Quercus robur (English oak)
Lineage: Eukaryota; Viridiplantae; Streptophyta; Magnoliopsida; Fagales; Fagaceae
Product: protein trichome birefringence-like 38
Exons: 6
Coding region: 254-1342 (362 amino acids)
Cellular component (GO): Golgi apparatus
Molecular function (GO): O-acetyltransferase activity
Source: RefSeq, a predicted model, not a curated record